Arachis stenosperma is the source of this 2392-nucleotide messenger RNA. RefSeq lists its product as uncharacterized. Bases 181 to 1977 code for a protein of 598 amino acids. The record is from RefSeq and is a predicted model, not a curated record. The transcript has 10 exons. Gene Ontology annotation, cellular component: Golgi apparatus; endoplasmic reticulum. Lineage: Eukaryota; Viridiplantae; Streptophyta; Magnoliopsida; Fabales; Fabaceae.
UUCAGAAAGUCAACACCUGCAACAAAUCCUUCCUUUUCAACCUUCUUCAAUUUUCCUUUCACUUUCUCUCUUUCCAUCACUUUCUCGUUCCUCACCUUCGGAUUUUCUCAUCUCGCCCGAGAAACUGAUAUAGACUCAGACACACAAUAUCCGUUUUCCCCCUUCGCAGCAGCAAUAACAAUGGAGGAUAAGCACGCAUCUGCGUUCGAAUCCGCUGCCGCCGAAUCCAACGGUGUCUCCUCCGCUGCCUCUCACGGCGCCGACCAUGGCUGGCAGAAGGUCACCUACGCCAAGCGACAGAAGAAGAAGCCGAACAAGGCCGAUGCCGCUAACGAUUCGCGCGCCAAUUCCAAUAAGCUCGCUUCCAACGGCAUGCUCUCCGGCUCCGAUGGCGUUUUCAGGUCACUGGAGCUUCAGUCGGAGGACCGACGCCGGAGAAUUCUUGAGGCGCGGAGGGUGGCCGAAGAAGGAUUCGACGAUGCUCCUGUCAGAUCGAAGCAGCGGACUCGUGAUUACAACGAUUACGAUUCCGACGAUGAUGACGAGACGGAUCGUCACGCAGAGAACGGGAAAGCAGAGGAGGCGAAGAAGGUGAAGCAGAAGAAGCCGAAGAAGCCGAAGGUGACGGUGUCGGAGGCCGCCUCGAAGAUCGACGCAGCUGAUCUGGGAGCUUUUCUUGUUGAUAUAUCGUCAUCGUACGAGAAGCAGCAGGAUAUACAAAUGAUGCGGUUUGCAGAUUAUUUCGGACGUGCUUUUUCUGCUGUUAACGCUUCCCAGUUUCCAUGGGUGAAGUUGUUCAGGGAGUCACCAGUGGCUAAGAUUGUUGAUGUUCCAUUUUCUCACAUACCUGAUGCUGUUUACAAGACAUCGGCAGAUUGGAUCAACCAACGUUCCCCUGAAGCACUUAGUUCCUUUGUGCUUUGGGCUUUAGACAGCAUUCUUGCUGACUUAGCUAGCCAACAGACGGUCGCCAAGGGUUCCAAAAAGGCUGUGCAACAAGUGUCAUCAAAAUCUCAGGUUGCAAUAUUUGCUGUUUUGGCAAUGGUAUUGCGUCGGAAGCCUGAUGUUCUUAUUGCUGUGUUGCCAUCAUUGAGGGACAAUACCAAGUAUCAAGGGCAAGAUAAGCUUCCAGUGAUUGUAUGGAUGAUAACUCAGGCUUCAGUAGGAGAUCUGUCAGUAGGGUUGUUUGCUUGGUCACGGAAUCUCCUACCUAUAGUGACUAGCAAAAGUGGAAACCCACAAUCUAGGGAUUUGGUUUUGCAGCUGGUUGAGAAAAUUUUAUCAACCCCUAAAGCACGGCCUGUUUUAGUAAAUGGUGCUGUAAGGAAAGGGGAACGCCUAAUUCCUCCACCUGCUUUUGAAAUUUUGCUCCGGGUUACUUUCCCUACAUCUUCAGCUAGAGUAAAGGCUACUGAAAGAUUUGAGGUCAUAUAUCCCACUCUGAAAGAGGUUGCUCUCGGUGGUUCCCCGGGAAGUAAAUCAAUGAAGCAAGUUGGACAGCAGAUGUUCAAUUUCGCUAUCAAAGCAGCAGGAGAAAAUAAUCCUGAGUUGUCCAAAGAAGCAGCUGGUAUCUGUAUUUGGUGUUUCAGCCAGAGCGCUGAGUGCUACAAGCAAUGGGAACGAGUUUAUCAGGACAACAUUGAAGCAAGCGUUGCAGUUCUGAAGAAGCUUUCUGAUGAUUGGAAGGAGCAAUCAGCAAAAUUGUCUCCUUAUGAGGCACUAAGGGAUACACUGAAGGGUUUUAAAAUAAAGAAUGAGCAAGUAUUGACUACUGGGACAGAUUCUCGCCAAGCACUCUUCAAGGAUGCAGAUAAAUAUUGUAAGAUAAUAUUAGGAAGAGUUACCCGAAGCCAUGGCUGCACAGCAUGUUUGACCGUUACAGUCAUUGCUCUGGCUGUGGGAUUUGUGUUCUUGUCCCCCAACUUGGAGUCUUGGGAUGUUCAGAAGCUCUCUGCAGUUUUCAACCCUCAGCACUGAGCGCUCUGAAAAUAUUAUGCAUUGCUGGCAAUUGGUUGCUCGCACCCACGCAGGAAAUUUCUUUCCAUCCCAAUCCCGUUGACAAAAUGGGUACAGUAGACCAAUUGCCUCAUAAUAAAGGGCAUAAUGCGGAGGUUGUACACUUGGUUCAGAUACUUUUCGGCAGAUACAGAAUAGUUGCGGUCGACACUGCUUUGAGCUUUACUUUGGUUUGACCAUUUUAUAAUUUAUUUCAUGUUGUUUUGGUUGAGUUCCCAAAUUUUAGUUAUUUUAAUGCCUUACAUUAACCAUGCGGCAAAAUGCCAUAGGUAAUUACAGUGUAUUCUGAAGUGAGUUUAGUUGAAUCAAAUCUGGGCACACUUUUGAUCGGGAAAAAGAAAAAAAGAAAAGAGAUGGGCACACAACAUUUUCCCUA